This is a messenger RNA of Papaver somniferum (opium poppy), 981 nucleotides long. Its product is annotated as transcription factor bHLH18-like. NCBI's taxonomy places the organism in Eukaryota, Viridiplantae, Streptophyta, Magnoliopsida, Ranunculales, Papaveraceae. Gene Ontology annotation, molecular function: protein dimerization activity. The transcript is spliced from 4 exons. The record is from RefSeq and is a predicted model, not a curated record. Bases 1 to 981 code for a protein of 326 amino acids.
AUGGAUGUGGGUACCGUUAGUGAGUUCGUUGCCCCUGGAGACGAUAUCACUGGACUAUCUUUCUCCUACAACCAAAGCUUUUCGUCUUACCCGGCCGCUUACAUGGAAUCUACUACUACCGGGCAGAGGCCUGCAAAGCAACUCAAAACUACUGAUAGUUGGAGUUCAUAUAUGAUCGUUACUGGCACCGAUCACAGUAAUCAGCACAUAGCAACUCCGCCUGAGGCUUGUUCUCCAUCCAACUUUAUUAUUUCUUUCAGUAGAAAUGGUCAUAACUCGCUGACGGAUCAUACUCUCCUAGCAUCGCAAUUCUGUGGAAACGUAGUUGAUAAUGUGAACCCUAAACCAAAGAUGGUUUCUCCUAGAAACAAAAACACGGUGUUCGCAUCUGAUGUUUCUUACAUGAAUCAUGUAGUGGUGGAGAGGAAGAGAAGACACAAGCUUAACCAGCGGUUUAUAGCGUUGUCUUCCGUAGUUCCAGGCCUAAAAAAGAUGGACAAAUUUUCAGUUCUUGAAGAUGCUAUAAAAUACUUGAAACAGCUUCAAGAAAAGGUGAAAACACUUGAAACGGUAGAGUCAGUAGUCUUUGUGAAGAAAACUAAAGUUUGCGCUGAUGAUAAUGACUCAUCUUCCUCAAACGAAAACUCCGAUGCUGAAUCCACCUAUGAUGAACCACUACCUGAGAUCGAAGCAAGAGUUUCAGACAAGAAUGUUUUGAUAAGAAUUCACUGCAAAAAACGCGAAGGAGUUCUUACUAAAAUACUUACACAGAUUGAGAAACUUCAUCUUUCUAUUAUCAGUUCAAAUGCCAUCCCGUUUGAUGAUUCAUCUCUUGCUAUAACAGUAACGGCACAGAUGAAUGAUGAAUAUAGUAUGACACUGAAGGAUCUGGUUAAGAGUCUACGAUUAUCAUAUUUAAAGGGAAUAAUGUAUUUUAAUAAUCAGCCACAUUGUUUAUGUACUACUCAUUCAAACUUCUAA